AUGAAGACCGCCGCCAUUCUCAUCAGCGCCCUCCUUGGUGCCGUGUCCGCCCAGGACAUCAACUCCGUCCCUGAGUGUGGCCGAACCUGCAUCACGAACAUGCUGCAGGAGCAGGCCAACCUGGGCUGCCCUCCCGUCAAUGGCCAGCCCGACCCCUCAUGUCUUUGCAAGAACGCCGACUUCAGCUACGGUCUGCGCGAUUGCGCCAACCAGGCUUGCGGCGCUGAUGUCGAGGCCGCUGUCGUUUCGUACGGUGUGAGCUACUGCUCUUCCGCUGGUGUAUCCGUCCCCACCACUGUCGUCACUGGCUCUCCUUCUGCCACCGGCUCUGCCACCGAGAGCGGUUCUGCGAGCGGUUCUUCUACCGAGAGCGGCUCUGCCACUGAGUCCUCGAGCGCCAUUACCACGUCGUCUUUCGCCACCACCAUCACCAGCGGUGACUCGACCAUCACCACCUCCGCUGCCACCACCAUCUUCGGAGUCGGUGGUGCAGGCUCGUCCGCCUCCAGCGUCGCUUCAGAGGCUUCCUCGUCUGCGUCCAGCGUUGCCGAGUCUGCUUCCAGCGCCGCCUCGGGCGCCGCCAGCUCUGCCUCCGGUGCUGCCAGCUCCGCCUCCGGUGCCGCUGGCUCUGCCGCUUCCAGCGCUGCGGGCGAGGCAACCAGCUCUACCGCUGGUGGCUUUGCGCCUAAGAUGACAGCUGCCCCAGCUGCCGGCUUCUUGGCUGCCGCCGGUGUCGCCGCCAUGUUCCUCUAA
Molecule: messenger RNA, 753 nt
Organism: Diaporthe amygdali
Lineage: Eukaryota; Fungi; Ascomycota; Sordariomycetes; Diaporthales; Diaporthaceae
Product: cfem domain-containing protein
Exons: 5
Coding region: 1-753 (250 amino acids)
Source: RefSeq, a predicted model, not a curated record